Molecule: messenger RNA, 738 nt
Organism: Sphenostylis stenocarpa
Lineage: Eukaryota; Viridiplantae; Streptophyta; Magnoliopsida; Fabales; Fabaceae
Source: the annotation of a GenBank genome assembly
AUGAAGUUUAACAUUGCAAAUCCCACCACUGGAUGUCAGAAGAAGCUGGAAAUCGAUGAUGACCAGAAGCUUCGAGCAUUUUGGGAUAAGAGGAUCUCUCAGGAGGUGCUUGGUGAUGCCCUGGGCGAGGAGUUUAAAGGAUAUGUUUUUAAAAUCACUGGUGGGUGUGACAAACAAGGCUUCCCCAUGAAGCAAGGAGUGCUGACCCCUGGUCGUGUCCGACUCUUGCUCCAUAGAGGAACUCCAUGUUUCCGUGGAUAUGGAAGGCGCAAUGGAGAGCGCAGAAGGAAGUCUGUCCGUGGGUGCAUUGUCAGCCCAGACCUCUCUGUUUUGAACUUGGUGAUUGUGAAGAAGGGUGAGAAUGAUUUGCCCGGUCUCACUGAUGUUGAAAAGCCAAGGAUGAGGGGUCCAAAGAGAGCAUCAAAAAUCCGCAAGCUGUUUAACCUGUCCAAGGAGGAUGAUGUGAGAAAGUAUGUUAACACAUACCGUCGAACCUUUACAACAAAAGCUGGGAAAAAAGUGAGCAAAGCUCCAAAAAUUCAACGACUGGUCACUCCUUUGACCCUUCAAAGGAAGCGGGCAAGGAUUGCUGACAAGAAGAAGAGAAUUGCUAAGGCAAAAUCAGAUGCAGCCGAAUAUCAGAAACUCCUUGCUUCCAGAUUGAAGGAGCAGAGAGAACGCCGGAGUGAGAGCUUGGCCAAGCGAAGAUCCAAACUUUCCAUUGCUUCCAAACCAUAA